Manduca sexta (tobacco hornworm) is the source of this 4521-nucleotide messenger RNA. RefSeq names its product probable phospholipid-transporting ATPase VD. Lineage: Eukaryota; Metazoa; Arthropoda; Insecta; Lepidoptera; Sphingidae. Gene Ontology annotation, cellular component: plasma membrane. The record is from RefSeq and is a predicted model, not a curated record. Gene Ontology annotation, biological process: phospholipid translocation. Gene Ontology annotation, molecular function: ATP hydrolysis activity; ATPase-coupled intramembrane lipid carrier activity; magnesium ion binding.
GGACAGCACGGUGCUGGGCGCGCUGGCGCCGAUGCGCGGCGGCUCGGCGGAGGCGGCGGCGUACGGUGAGCGCACGCGCGCGCUGCUCGAGUACUCGCGCGCCGGCCUGCGCACGCUCGUCAUGGCCAAGCGCACCAUGCAGCCCGCGCUGUGGGAGGAGUGGCUCGCCGGCCACGCCCGCGCCUCGGAGCUCGGAGAAGGUCGCGAGCGGCGGCUGCGCGAGUCGCUGGCGCGGCUGGAGAGCGCGCUGUCGCUGGUGGGCGCGUCGGGCGUGGAGGACCGGCUGCAGGACGGCGUGCCGCGCACGGUGCGCGCGCUGCUGGACGCGGGCGUGGUGCUGUGGGUGCUCACGGGCGACAAGCCCGAGACCGCCAUCAACAUCGCCUACUCCGCCGCGCUCUUCGACCAGACCGACCGCCUGCUGCAGCUCAUGUCCAGGGACAAGGAGCACGCGGAGUCGACAAUCAAGAGCUACUUGGAGGGCGGCGAGGCGGAGCUGGGCGGCGGCGCGGGGCGCGCGCUGGUGGUGGACGGGCGCACGCUCACGUACAUCCUGGACCGGCGCUCGGGGCUGGUGGCGCCUUUCCUGUCGUUGGCGCGGCGUUGCUCAGCCGUGUUGUGUUGCCGCGCCACGCCGCUGCAGAAGGCCUACAUCGUCAAGGCGGUAAAAGAAGAGCUGGGAGUGACUACGUUGGCGAUCGGAGACGGCGCCAACGACGUGUCCAUGAUACAGACAGCUGACGUCGGCGUGGGACUGUCGGGCCAAGAGGGCAUGCAGGCGGUGAUGGCGGCGGACUUCGCCUUAUCCCGGUUCAAGUACAUCGAGCGACUCCUGCUCGUGCACGGACACUGGUGCUACGACCGGCUCGCGCGCAUGAUACUCUACUUCUUCCUCAAAAAUGCCACCUUUGUGUUCCUAGUGUUCUGGUACCAGAUAUACAGCGGGUACUCGGCCAUGGUGAUGAUCGACCAGAUACAUCUGAUGGCGUACAAUCUCAUGUUCACCGCAUUGCCACCUAUCGUCAUCGGCGCGUACGACCGCGUGGCGCCGGCGUCGCUGCUGCUGGAGCGCGCGGGGCUCGGCGAGCGGCGCGGCGCGGCCUACCGCGCCGCGUCGUACUGGGCCGUGCUGGCCGAGUCGCUCUACAUCAGCGUCGUCGUGUUCUUCACCGCCGCCGCCGCCUACUGGGGCAGCGCCGUCGACCUCUGGGCCUUCGGCGUCUGCUGCAUGACCUGCUGCCUCGUCAUCAUGCUGGUCUACGUCGCCAUCGAGACCAGGAGCUGGACGAUAAUCCAGUUGUUCGCGCUAACGGGUUCGCUGCUCUCGUUCUUCAUCCUGACGUUGGUGUACCAGUCGCUGUGCGUGUCGUGCUUCAACCUGCCCUCCACCUACCACGUGCUGCAGAACGCGAUCGCGGACCCGGUGUACUGGCUCGUCUUGAUACUCACCACAGUCGCCGCGCUCGCGCCGAGACUGGCGUACCACGGCAUCCGCAACUCGCUGCGGCCCGGCACGCUGCGGCGCGCGGUGGCGGCGCGGCGGCGCGCGGCGCGGGCGCGCCUGCCCUACGCCGCGCACUACCGCACCGCCAACGCGCACGCGCACGUCUACAGGCCGACGGACGAGGACGGCCUGCACAAGAGGCCGUCGGACGUGGCGGCCGUCACCUGACCCUGCGCGCCGCCGCGCUACAACUCAGGCUGUGAUCUGUCCUAGAUAAUUAGACUAAUGCAUGUCACAUGCGCUUUUAUGGAACAAAGCGGGACCAAUGUGUCAGCUCGUGUGGGCGAGCUUCGGGCCGAGUUCAAACGUCUGCUGCCGACACGCAAACAAAUUAUUGUUAUUAUUGUAAUAUUACACAUAUUUAUAUCACCUCACUAAACAAUUUUCUGAUAUUUACAUACCCAUAGCUAGUAUACGACGGCAGCACUGUUUGAAUUCACGUACAAUAACUAAUGCGGCGAGAUUGAACUUCCAUAUCGUCGCGUGUUAAUAUUAUUGAUCAUAGUUACCUUAUUGCAUAUUUUACGAAAUUGUUCUUUCUAGUCUUCAUAAUACAUUGUACUUAUAGGUUCGUUCAUAUGCGCCGACAUGUGUCAAUACAUGAGAGUGUGAACGCGUCGCUCUCCAGGUGCUGUUACAAUAGAUGUUAGUGAUGUUCGGCUGUAUGACGAAUAAUGAAGCGCCCAUCACGCCAAGUGUUCGAUAGAUCUGCCAACACUAACGGUGUUAUUUAAUGUAAUUGUAGUAUAUUAAUUUUAAUCAGUAUUGUGCGUGUCGUAUGUGCUUUAACGGUGGAUUUAGAAAUGGAAAGUGUAUUAACAACUGUAUUACGGUAAUGUGUUAAAUUAUAUAUUUUAGCUAAGAUUGUAUUACUCGUCACGAGCCUUUCGAUAAAUUCAUUGUAUGCGCUAUGCGAUCGAUUAUUGCCUAAUAUUGCAUUUAAAGUCUAUACGAAACUAUAUUUCAUAACUAAAUCCACGAUGCAAACCGAGAUACCGGCACUUGUAUAUGUUAACUUGAAUAGUUGGGGCGUGUGUAUAUCGAUAUGUGGUAGGGAAACGAUUGUAUUACAUUGCCAACGUUCAAAUGUGUAUUGUACACCCGUAAGAGAGUGAUAUAAAGAAACGUGUGAUUGAUGAUAAAAUCAUGUAUUUUUGUAGUUGAAUUAAGUAGAUUGUGAUGUCGUUUGGCUUCCUUCUGAUCGUAAUUUGUAAAGUUAUUUAUUCGAUAGCGAGUACCGCUGCCUUGCCUGCGAGACUGCACGCCCGUCGGGUCGACACGUUGUCGCGAGAUGAACUGGCACUACAGAUUUACUUUCGUUUGUAUGUGAAUAAUUCCAUGAUUAAGUGACGUUUUUUAUCGAUAAUUUUUUAGUCGAAUUAAUAUAGUCGAUUCGUCGAAUUCUCUCGGGAUUAACAUCGCUUAUAAAGCUGUACGCGUAAAAUAUUUCCGCCGCGUUUUACCAAGUCUUCUAGUUUAAUGCAUACUUACAAUUACAUUCCAUUAUUUUGUACAAAUGACAUUGCGUAUUUAUAUCAAUUUCGAUUAGUAUACAUCUGAUUUAAAGCAACAGCUAAUUAGGGCUCGCACACACUAAGCUGUCAGUCGCGUAUUAAUUUUUACAUCUGACUUUUGCUAUGACACCGUGCUUAGGCGUUAUGCGAUGCGCCUAAUUCAAAUAUCUGGUGUGUAAUAUGGCAUUAUACACUUAGCGUCUUCUUAAGCGUUAAUUAUGAAUACUUUUCAGUUGAAGUCUAUGCCAAAGAUAUUGAGUGGACAUUUUCAAUGUCUUAUCCAGUUCGAUGAAUUAUAUAGAAACAUCUGGUAAUCUUUACAAAUUCUCUUCAACUUGCUUUCUCAAAUCUUGUCCACAUAAAAUUUUGGAAAACAUACACUAAAAUGACUUUAGCAAGCCAGUAUAAACACGACCUUGUCGAGUAUCAACAAUGGGAACUUAAUAUAAUUCUUCCCUAAAAUAGCAUAUGUUUGUCUCCUUAAAGAUAAAAAAAAAUACCAAUAAAAAAUGCACGCUUAUUAAAAACCGCAUAUUCCACUGUUUACUUUUUGAUUAUUAAAUGAUACAUAUCUCCGUAUUUCUACGCGAAAAUGCCGGUUAGUAUAGAGCGUUAGAUGGAUCAAACCCGCGCGUUACAAUAACCCUCGAAGUGCCUUGCGUGUCGCGGCCGGCGCGUCUCGCGACACCGACAGUCGCUCGACUCAAUGAUUCCUAAAAGAAUUGACUAUUUUUACUAUCGUUUCUAGUUUUGUACAUAGAGACAAAUUAUAUAUUUCUAUAUGAAUGAUCAUUGUUAAAUGUACAGUAGGUUAUAUUUUGAUAUAAAAAAAACAAUAAAAACAAAUCUUUGUGUAAAUAAUUUGUAUAAUAUAAGACUGUUGUUUAUUUAGAGCCUUUAAUUUGUUCAGUUAAAUUCGACUAUGUAGGGUAUUUGUGAUUGAACAUGUAUUUUCCAGUCAUUGCGCUGAUAUGCUGUUUCCUUCAGUUUCUUGCCAUAACAAUGUAGACUCUAAUUAAGCUAGUAUUAUAUUCAAUUUGCUUGUUACACUGUAUUACAAAUGAUUCUAAAUAAUAUAUGUAUUGAAAUUUAUUUUACACACAAUUCACGUAACUACUUCUCUAUUUGUGCUAAUUUGAUAUAAGUUUGCUAAUUUUUUGUACUCAAUUUUAUCUCCAGUUCCUUUAAAUCAUGGCCACUUCUUGUAUAUUGUUUUAGAAUUUGUAAGAUCACCUGUCAUGUCAGUAAAGCAACAAAAAUGAUUAUUCAUAAAUCACAAUCGAUACUUUACUAUGUCUUCUAAAUUAUAUCUUCCCUUUAAAAUAUUAAGCGUAAUAUAAAACGUGGUCAAUUCUCGUUUAAACUAAAUGCAUUUAUUUUGUGAUAUCGUCUAAACAAAAUUGUAUUCCACUGAGCUUCAGCGUAGGAAUGACUUGAAAAUACAUAUUGCAUUGAAUAUGUGUUGUUUUAUAAUAAUAACAAAAUAUUUAAUUUCAUUACAAA